Punica granatum (pomegranate) is the source of this 4558-nucleotide messenger RNA. Lineage: Eukaryota; Viridiplantae; Streptophyta; Magnoliopsida; Myrtales; Lythraceae. The record is from RefSeq and is a predicted model, not a curated record.
CCCCCCCCCCCCCCCCCCCGUUUCAAAUCCCGCCAUCUUCCACAAUGGUGGCCAUGGUGCGCUCCGCCACCCCGAGGGAGCGCCUCGCGCGGCCCCUGAGCUCCGCCAAGGUCGCCUCUGACAUCCCGUCGAAGCUCGACCACCUCCGCCAAGUGAAGGACGAUUUGCUCCAGGACGACCCCGUUUUGCUCGCCGAGUUUCUGCCACAGCUACUGGACCUCCUCUCUGACCGCUUUAGCCCCGUCCGCAAGUUCAUCAUCAAAGUGGCUGGUGAGAUUGGGAUGAAGCAGCCGGAGUUUCUGCCGGAGAUAGUGCCUGCUUUGAUUUCUGUCCUGAAAGAUGAAUCUCCUCCUGUUGUCCGACAGGCAAUUGCUAGUGGAAUCGACUUGUUCCGUUGCACCUUCGAGAAAAUUGCACUGCAGGGUCUAUACUCUAGUGAACUGGAUGAUUCCCUUGAGUCCUCGUGGGCUUGGAUGUUGAACUUUAAGGAGAAAAUUUAUUCAAUUGCUUUCCAGCCGGGAAGUGAUGGAGUCAAAUUGAUGGCACUGAAGUUUGUUGAAGCAAUCGUUCUUCUUUACACGCCUGACCCAAGUGGCACUUCGGAGCCCCCUUCUCAUCAACGCUUAGGAGGAGACUUGGCUGCUUUUAACAUAUCUUGGCUUCGUGGAGGUCAUCCUCUACUCAGUGUUGGGAGUUUGUCACAAGAAGCUAGUCACAGUCUAGGCAAAAUGCUCGAUCAGCUACGGUUUCCAAAAGUGAAGUCCCUCAGUAGCUUAACGAUCAUUGUGCUUAUAAAUAGUGUCUCUGCAGUUGCAAAGAAAAGGCCUGCAUUCUAUGGACGUAUUUUACCAGUUCUUCUUGGUCUAGAUUCUAUUAGCCAUGUCGUGAACGGUGUGCAUAUCUAUGGAGCGCGCCAUGCCCUAAAAAAUGCUUUCCUUUCCUGUUUAGAAAGCAAACACCCUGGUGCUGCACCGUGGCGCGAUCGUCUAAAUUCUGCCUUGAGAGAGAUUGAAGAUGGAGGCUUGACCAAGCAAUCCCUCGACCAAGAUUACAAAAUAAAUGGAAGUGCAGAGGGGAAAGACAGCUCUCUUAUGACUACUGAUGAAAAAUCUGCCGUGAAAGCCAUUGAUUCUGUUUCGGCCCAUGGUGUGAAGGGGAGAAAAAGAUUGGAAGUGGAGGACCGCUGCGAUCAAGCUUCUGACGAUAACACUCCUGGUAAACGUGCCAGGCCGAGUCCAAGUAUCUCCGAGGAAUCAAGUAAUGAGUUGAAGAGGAAGAGUAGUGUCUUUCAGGAAGAACAUUCCUCGAGCCAGCCUUCCCCGUCCAGGUUGGAAGGUGAUUCUGGUCCUGUACAGCAACUUGUGGCCAUGUUUGGGGCCCUCGUUGCACAAGGGGAGAAAGCUGCUGGAUCAUUAGAGAUUCUUAUUUCAAGUAUCUCCGCGGACUUGCUUGCGGAGGUGGUAAUGGCUAAUAUGCGUCGUCUUCCCUCUGAACGGCCUACAUCUGAUGAAGAAGAGACCUCAAAAGAUAUUUUCUCACUUUCCAGUGCAUUUCCGCAGAUUGCUUCCUUGUUAGGUGCUCAGCAGACUGUGCCUAAUGAUUAUGUGGAAUUACCAAAAGAAGAUGAUGAUGUGGUGGCUGUUGAUGAAAUGCAAAUGGUUGAUACUGAGAAUAUUCAUGGAGCUGAAAGUUCUGCAUGGCCGGCUGCUUUACCAUCUUCUUCUGAUGUUUCAACAGGUAUAGGAAAAGACAUUGUUACUACCUCAGCUGAUAAGCACCGUGAAUUGGAGGAUAUAGAAAGUGAGAUUCCUGGUCUUGCUGCUUCUACCCACACUGAUGGGCAAUCAGAAUCAGCAGCUGCUUCCUCAUUAGCAUCCACAGAUGCAGAAGCUAACAGUCAAGAACAGGAAACUAGUCUGAUUGCGAAAUCACCUGUUGAAAUGCUUCCAUCACUUUCAAAUGAUAGGUCUGAGGAACUUAGUCCAAAACCCAUUACUAUGGACGGGAAUAUGUCAGUGUCCUCUCCCAUUAAAUCUGCUGGAUUAUCUUAUCAUGUUGUUCUUCCCAAGUUGUCAGCACCUGUUGUCGAACUGCCAGAUGAUCAGAAAGAUCAUUUGCAGAAGUUGGCUUUUGCCCGCAUCAUUGAGGCAUAUAAAGAUGUUGAAGUCGCUGGGGGUUCAGAAGUUCGAUCUUCUUUGCUUUCUUAUAUAGGGGUUGAGUUUCCUUCAGAGUUGGAACCCUGGAAACGUUUGCACCAACAUAUUGUCUCAGAUUAUGUGAAUCUUGAGGGACAUGAGUUGACUUUACGUCUCCUCUACAGGUUAUUUGGAGAGUCGGAAGUAGAAAAGGACUUCUUUUCUUCUACAACUGCUGCAUCUGCGUAUGAAAUGCUCCUGCUAAAUGUGGCGGAAGCACUAAGAGAUUCAUUUCCGGCAUCAGACAAAUCUCUGAGUAGAUUGCUAUCGGAAGUUCCAUAUUUGCCAGAGUCGAUUUUGAAACUCUUAGAGCAAUUAUGUUCACCUGAUCAUGCGGGCAAACCCGAGGAGUCACAAAGUGGGGAUCGAGUCACUCAAGGUCUUAGUGCUGUUUGGAGUCUUAUCCUGCUGCGACCUCCUAUGUGUGAUGCUUGCUUGAAAAUUGCCUUGCAGAGCACAAUUCACCCCUUGGAGGAGGUGCGAAUGAAAGCAAUACGCCUGGUGGCAAACAAGCUUUAUCCUUUAUCAUCCAUUUCUCAACAAAUAGAAGAUUUUGCAAAAGACACAUUGCUCUCUGUUACAAGUAGUGUCGCCUCAGAUAAGGUGGAAAAUGAAAGGUCCCAUGCAGAGUCAUUGAAGGAUUCUGUUAUAGAAAGAGGUCCAGAAGAGCAUUUGAUAGGAGAUUCAAGUGCUAAAGAUGUCUCAUCUGAUACUCACCAGUCAUCCAACAUAGAGAGUUUGUCAAAUGCUGUCUCUGAGGCCCACAGAUGCAUGUCACUAUAUUUUGCACUUUGCACAAAGAAACACGCUCUUUUCCGCCAUAUAUUUAUGCUAUAUGAAAGCGCAUCAAAAUCCGCUAAGGAGGCAAUUCAACGUCACAUCCCAAUUCUUGUUCGUACUAUGGGUGCUUCAUGUGAACUCCUUGAAAUAAUAUCGGAUGCUUCAGGCGGAAGUCUAAAUCUUCUCAUGCAGGUUUUGCAUACCCUUACAGAUGGAACAGUCCCUUCUCCUGGAUUGAUACGUACUAUCAGGAAGUUAUAUGAUUCAAAAAUAAUGGAUGUUGAGAUUCUUAUGCCAAUACUACCAUUCUUACAUAAAGAUGAGGUUUUGGUGAUGUUUCCUCGUCUUGUGAAUCUGGCCCCUGAUAAAUUCCAAGCAGCACUUAUGCGCAUAUUAACGGGAUCAUCAUCCCAUGGCGAUCCUCCAGUUAGUCCUGCAGAAAUUUUGAUUGCUAUCCAUGGGAUUGAUCCCGACAGAGAUGGAAUUCCCUUGAAGAAGGUGACAGAUGCAUGCAAUGCUUGUUUUGAGCAAAGACAAAUAUUCACCCAACAAGUUCUCGCAAAAGUCUUGAAUCAGUUGGUCGAACAAAUUCCUCUUCCAUUGUUAUUCAUGCGCACAGUAUUACAGUCAAUAGGCGCUUUUCCUGGACUGGUGGGCUUUAUAAUGGAUAUCCUUUCUCGUCUUGUCAGUAAGCAGAUAUGGAAAUAUCCCAAGUUGUGGGUUGGAUUUUUGAAGUGUGCACAAUUAACAAAGCCGCAGUCUUUUGCUGUACUGCUUCAGUUGCCUCCAGCACAGCUUGAGAAUGCAUUGAAUAGAAUACCGGUACUAAAGGACCCUUUGGCAACUCAUGCCAGUCAACCUAAUGUUCGCUCUUCACUUCCAAGAUCUGUGUUAGCAGUUCUAGGAAUUGUCACAGAUUCACAAACUUCCGGUCAGGCACAGUCAAGUCCGGCACAGUCAAAUCCUCCACGGUCAAGUCCGGCACAGUCAAGUCCGGCAAAGGCAAGUCAGACUCAGACAAGUCAAACUCAGACAGUAGAUAGCGGCACUUCUGAUAAGGAAACAGCGAGUGAAAAGGAGUCAUCAGUUGCUAGCUAGCCAGCAAGACAACUUCAAAGUAUGCUUUUCCGCCUUGUUAGGUUCUAUCUAGAGAAGAAUGUCGCUUACCUCUUGUUUCCAUCUGUUUUCUACCAUCUUACAUUACAUCAGUUACAAUUACAACUACAGAGAAUUUCGAGCUCCAGUGAGCGUGGCAGCAAAAGUAGAAGACUGUUGUGUUCUACGAUUUAACACCCUCAGGAAGAAAUUAAUGCCCCCCUUUAAGAGGGCCUGCCCACAGUUAGGAAUGUUGUUGGUAGAUAUAUAGUUUGGAUUGGAUCUCAGGCAAUGUAAAUUUUACACAGUUGAUAUAGAUUGUUAUGUAGGCUAGGGAUCGAUGGGAUGGGAUAGUUUGAGGUCUCAUCAUCUUACGGAUUUUGAUAAAAUAUAGAGAGAUCAACUAACUUGCCUCCACUGAGAACCCUUUCAUCUGCUGUAUCCAAUGAUUCCAAUCAAUAUAUGCUGCAAUCGUCUCUCGACUCAUA